Molecule: messenger RNA, 421 nt
Organism: Elephantulus edwardii (Cape elephant shrew)
Lineage: Eukaryota; Metazoa; Chordata; Mammalia; Macroscelidea; Macroscelididae
Product: coiled-coil-helix-coiled-coil-helix domain-containing protein 5-like
Exons: 3
Source: RefSeq, a predicted model, not a curated record
GCAAGCAGCCCUUGAGAUCACUGCUCGCUAUUGCAGUCGGGAACUGGAGCAGUAUGGCCAGUGUGUGGCUGCCAAGCCCGAGUCGUGGCAGCGGGACUGUCACCACCUCAAGAUGAGCAUUUCUCGCUGCACGUCCACACACCCAAUUAUCCGCCAGAUCCGCCAGGUCUGUGCUGAACCGUUCCUGGCCUUUGAGGAGUGUCUCCGAAAGAAUGAAGCAGUGAUAGGCAACUGUGCAGAGCAUAUACACCGCUUCCUGCAGUGCGCUGAGACGGUCCAGCUGCCACAUUCACCUUCUGCUGGGGAGGUAGGUGGUCAUGCCCCUUUAUCCACCUUCCUGCCCCGUCCUCUCAGUCUACUUUCCCGCUCUGCAGUCGUCAUUGUCACCCCUUUACCUUUCACCAAGGCCUUAUCUCUCUAG